CUCACACUCGUCCUCACAUACCACAUCCUCAGCGCCGCGAACUUACCCCCAGCCUAUGCGACGGGCAGACGAGAGUGUACAGUUACCAUGAGCAUAGGCACGCGGGUCAAGUGGCUUCGUCGGCAGGCGCGGCGCGGUGCGGGAACGCUCGACGGAGGGCAACAGGAGUUUACGUUCCGGGUAGCAUUCUUCGGUCUGCUGAUCGGGUGCCUCCUAUGCUUCACGAACCUCUACUUCGGCUUGCAGACAGGAUGGAUUAGCAUGAUGUCCCUUCAGUCUGCGCUGAUUGGCUUCCUUGUGUCCAAAUUCUUCCCUACACCCAUGACCCCGCAGGAGAACGUCGUACUGCAAACGAUCGCGGUCGCAACUGGCACGAUGCCCCUGGCAGCGGGAUUCGUCGGUAUUCUGCCUGCACUAGGACUACUAGAUGAGGAACGCGACGGUGUCCCUGCCCUACAUCUCUCAUGGCUGGACGCGGUUGGCUGGUCGCUCGCAGUCGCAUUCUUCGGCGUUUUCUUGUCUCCGCCAAUACGCAAGCAAGUAAUCAUCGAGGAGCAACUUGCGUUUCCGUCUGGAACGGCUACCGCGCAGCUUAUCUCCGUCUUGCAUCAGAUUCCCCCUCCAGAUACCACCCAAACAGUCAGACAGCGCCAUGGGUAUCGCGAGCUGGACACCGAGGAAGCUCAGGGCAUCCCGGAUCCUGAUACACCGGGAAUGCCCCUCGAGGAGGAACAUCCGGUUGCAGAGCCCGAAGUCGUCGAUGUGGCGCCGCAGGAAACCUGGAAUGCUCUCAUAUGGAGUUUUGCAGCCUCUGGUGUCAUGACUCUGACCGCGUACUUCUUCCCAGUGGUCUUUUCCAUCCCCUUAUUCGGCACCCACUUGGCCAGUGAGUGGCUAUGGACGUUCACUCCGAGCCUAUCAUAUAUCGGGCAAGGUAUUAUUAUGGGCUUUCCGACCACCCUUAGUAUGAACCUUGGCAUGUUGGUCGGCUGGGCCAUCCUCUCACCUGUCGCAAAACACUCCGGUUGGGCUCCAGGACCAGUUGGUGACAUGACAACUGGCUCGCGCGGGUGGAUCCUCUGGGUGUCGCUCGCUAUCAUGUGCGCAGACAGCCUGGUUUCGCUUGUUCCCGUCAUCGCCGAAGUCCUCUACAAGAAGGUCUGGCGCGGCGCGAUUGUGCUGCGCGACGCGGAUGCCGUACUCAUGGAUGACAAGGAAAUAGAGUCACCCGAUAGGCUUGUACCGAUGCGCUGGGUCGCCUGGGGCCUCGGUGGGAGUGUCGUCUUCGGGACGCUCCUCGUGUGGGCGGUGUUUGGCGACGAGGGCAUCAAGCCGUGGGCGACGUUCAUCGGCUACGUGAUGGGUGGCUUGCUCAGCGUCCUUGGUGUACGCGCUCUUGGGGAGACGGACUUGAACCCCGUCAGCGGCCUCGGCAAGAUCAGCCAGCUGUUCUUUGCGUGGAUACAGCCUGGCAACAUUGUUGCGAACAUCAUUGCUGGUGGUGUCGCAGAGGCUGGUGCGCAACAAGCGGGCGACUUGAUGCAGGACUUGAAGACGGGGCAUCUCAUACGCGCGUCUCCUCGCGCACAGUUUUUUGGCCAGCUGUUGGGGUCGCUGCUGUCCAUCGUCGUAACGACCACAGCGUACACGCUCUACCAGCGCGCAUACGAGAUUCCGGGCCCUUAUUUCCCGGCACCCACGGCGUAUGUGUGGCUCGGACUUGCGCGUCUUCUCCGCGACGGUGAGUUGCCGGCGAAAAGCAGCGAGUUCAUGGUGAUCUUCGCGGUCAUCUUCGGGGCCAUUGCAGCUGUGAAGGCAUACGCUCAACGUCAAGGCCUGCCGUACGCUAAGUGGAUCCCGUCUGGCGUCGCUUUCGCCAUCGGAUUCCUCAACACGCCGUCCUUCUCCAUCGCCCGCCUGAUCGGAGGGAUCGUCGAGCACGUGUACUACACUCGGGUCGGCCGCGAGAAGGGCGGGAUCAAGCUGAUCAUCAUCGCGAGCGGCUUCGUCCUCGGUGAGGGUGUGGUGAGUAUCGUGUCGCUGAUAUUGAGGACUUGGGGCUUCGGUGUCGCGAGCUGUUGGGGAUGCGGCCAUGGGAUGUGUGGAGGGUGUCCCGCCUGAGGGGCUCUGUGCGUUUGAGAUCUGUUUGUGUGUACCAGUAAUCAAUAGAGAGAGAGCCAAUGGUGUUAUAUAGAUCGGGUUCUCAAUC
Messenger RNA from Rhodofomes roseus, 2209 nucleotides. RefSeq names its product OPT oligopeptide transporter protein-domain-containing protein. Gene Ontology annotation, molecular function: oligopeptide transmembrane transporter activity; 2 iron, 2 sulfur cluster binding. Gene Ontology annotation, cellular component: fungal-type vacuole membrane. NCBI's taxonomy places the organism in Eukaryota, Fungi, Basidiomycota, Agaricomycetes, Polyporales, Fomitopsidaceae. The record is from RefSeq and is a predicted model, not a curated record. The transcript is spliced from 13 exons. Bases 88 to 2121 code for a protein of 677 amino acids.